CGGACGGUUCUCGAGUCGCCAGGCCUGGGGGCCUGGGCUAACCGUGGAAGGAAGCUCUGCUUCCGGUCACCCCACUCGGGCUUAAGGGAGGGGGCUCCCGGUGACCACCCUCGGCCCGGCUCUGCGCAGGAGAGGAGGGGCCUCCUACAGUCUCUGGUCUUACACUAUUGACCCGCCCCUAACUGCUCAACUUGGCUGUUAGGGGCUCCGACUUUGGGCUGGUUUGAGGAGGGGGCUCCAGGACCUCUGAUCCUGGCCGGGCUCGGGGCAGGCGGGGGUCUCCGCUGGGUCUAGUGCGCUGACCAGGGACCGUCGUGUCUGGGAUGUCUGGUCCCAGGUAGUUGCAGAAAGAGCAGCGGGCAGAAAGGUGAGGGCCCUGAGCGAUCUGUGAAAUGGGUACACGAAGGCUGGGGGGUUGCCGGGAGGCUGCAGGUGGCCAGAGCCGCGUGCGCAGCCUGCAGGCAGCGUGGAGUCGGUGGGCUGAAUCUUGGUCCCUGUCCUGCCGGGUUCCGCCUCCCGGCCCCGCCCCGGGGCGGUGCCAGCCCAGGCCCCGCCCCUGGGAGGGCGCUUCCGGCACAGCGGAACUCCGAGUGCAGGGUGAGGUUGCUGGUGGACCUCCUCUGUGGUGUUGAAUGAGGCCCCAUGAGCGCGGCGCCCCUGGUGGGCUACAGCAGCAGCGGCUCCGAGGAUGAGUCCGAGGACGGGAGGCAGACCAGGCCGGAGGAUGGGAGCCACCGUCGGUGAGGAUGGCCAGAGCCCCCUUCCCAGGCAGAGAUUUCCAGUACCUGACAGUGUACUGAAUAUGUUCCCGGGCACCGAGGAGGGGCCUGAAGAUGACAGCACAAAACACGGGGGACGGGUGCGCACCUUCCCCCACGAGCGGGGCAACUGGGCCACCCACGUCUAUGUACCAUAUGAAGCCAAGGAGGAGUUCCUGGAUCUGCUUGACGUGUUGCUCCCCCAUGCCCAGACAUAUGUCCCCCGCCUGGUAAGGAUGGAGGCGUUCCACCUCAGCCUGUCCCAGAGUGUGGUUCUGCGUCACCACUGGAUCCUCCCCUUUGUGCAGGCUCUGAAAGCCCGCAUGGCCUCCUUCCAGAGAUUCUUCUUUACUGCCAACCAGGUAAAGAUUUACACCAAUCAAGAGAAAACCAGGACCUUUAUUGGGCUCGAGGUCACUUCAGGGCAUGCCCAGUUCCUGGACCUAGUUUCAGAGGUGGACAGAGUCAUGGAGGAAUUCGACCUCACCACUUUCUACCAGGACCCUUCUUUCCACCUCAGCCUGGCCUGGUGUGUGGGUGAUGCACGUCUCCAGCUGGAGGGGCAAUGCCUGCAGGAACUACAGGCAAUCGUGGAUGGGUUUGAAGAUGCUGAGGUGCUGCUGCGCGUGCACAUUGAGCAAGUCCGCUGCAAGUCGGGGAACAAGUUCUUCUCGAUGCCUUUGAAGUGAGCACCUGAGGCCUUCCUCCUCCAGGGCCCUCUGUAGACCAGGCUGAGAUGGAGGAACCUGCUAAAAUCAAUGGAGAUGCUUCUAGCCUCCCAGUAGGAGGUCCCAGCCAUGCCUUCAGCCUGGCAGAAGGUGUAGCCACUCCUCAUCCUCCCUGAGUGUUCGCUCUCGCUCUCUCCCGCUCUCUCUCUCUGUCUCCCGCUCUCUGUCUCUCUCUCUGUCUCCUUCUUUCUCUUUCUCUUCCCCUCCCUCUCUCUUCCUCUCCUCUCUCUCCUCUCUCCGCUGUUGUGGGUUGCAGGUUGGGUGCGGCUGUGUUGUGGUCCUUCCCAGAAACUGCCAGUAGAGGGCACCCUGGGCAUCCUAAUUCUUACUCUGGUUGUUACGCAAAGAAAAUAUUGGGGUCAGUGGUGAGCCCACCCACACUUGCCAGAAUCUCCACUGUAGUCCCCCUAACAAACAGCCCUUCACUCCCUCUCCCACUUCAGCAAUUUCUAUUUUGAUGCCAUUGGCCUCAGAUCAGAGUGUUUUAAAUCAUCACGCCCUGGCUUAUCCCUGGCCAAGCCAGGACACGGGGUGCUUCAGUGGGUCUGUCACCCUCUCUCCUUGAAGCAUGUCGCUUUUAUUUAUUUACUUUUACUCUUACCCUGCUCCUGUGCCAGCAGGGGCUACUUCAAGGCCAAGGUCCAGGAUGAGAACUUGUGACCCAGCCUCAGUUUUCUCCACUUCUUUCUCCCACUUACCCUAGCAAGGUGCCUGGGGAGACUUGAACAGAUGUUUCAUUUUGGCCUGGACAGUGGCUGAAAGCCAGGCCUCCAAUGCACUGUGACCUCUGGCUUCCCCAGCAGCUUUCCCAGAGAGGCAGAGGGGCCUUCUACAGCCUGGGUUCUCCUGCUCCCUCCUGCCUGCUGCAGCUGCAGCAUUCUGAGGGGCAACGUGGAGGAAGGGCCAGGGAUGCACGCGAUUUUAACUUUUUCAUCAAACCUUCCGCGUGGCAAGGAAACAGUCAGUCCUCUUCAGUUGUCUUCUGGAUUUCUGGUGAUGGAUAGAGAAAUCUUUUUAUGUUACAGUUUUAAAUGAUGUUCAACAAAUAAAAAAUUACAUUUUUUAUUUUGGA
Rhinopithecus roxellana (golden snub-nosed monkey) is the source of this 2558-nucleotide messenger RNA. It is a transcript of the gene USB1, whose product is annotated as U6 snRNA biogenesis phosphodiesterase 1. NCBI's taxonomy places the organism in Eukaryota, Metazoa, Chordata, Mammalia, Primates, Cercopithecidae. Gene Ontology annotation, biological process: U6 snRNA 3'-end processing. Bases 689 to 1447 code for a protein of 252 amino acids. The transcript has 7 exons. Gene Ontology annotation, cellular component: nucleus. The record is from RefSeq and is a predicted model, not a curated record. Gene Ontology annotation, molecular function: 3'-5'-RNA exonuclease activity.